CUCAAAAUUCAAAGCUUCUCUGAUCUCUCUCUCUCUCUCUCUCUCUCGAGCUUUGGUUCUUAGUAUUAUUUUAACCAUUUUCAGUAGUUUUGGUUUGGAGUGAUGGAAAAUGAGGAAGUUCCAUCAGCACCUUCAACUCCUGCAACACCAGGGACUCCAGGAGCUCCACUCUUUGGUGGGUUAAAGGCAGAGAGAAGUGGGAAUGGCAGGAGAUCCCUUCUCAAGAACUGCAAGUGCUUCAGUGUUGAAGAAUGGGCCUUGGAAGAAGGCACCUUGCCCAAAGUCUCUUGCUCUUUGCCACCUCCUCCUAUUCCACUUGCAAAAAAGGUUGGAGCUGAGUUCAUAGGCACUCUCAUACUGAUCUUUGCUGGGACAGCCACAGCCAUUGUGAACCAAAAGACACAAGGCUCAGAAAGCCUCAUUGGCUGUGCUGCUUCAUCUGGCCUUGCUGUUAUGGUUGUCAUUCUCUCCACUGGACAUAUCUCAGGAGCCCAUCUCAACCCAGCUCUCACCAUUGCCUUUGCUGCCCUAAAGCACUUCCCAUGGAAACAUGUGCCUAUGUAUAUUGGAGCACAGGUUGUGGCAUCUUUGUGUGCUGCAUUUGCACUAAAGGGGAUUUUCCACCCAAUAAUGGGAGGGGGAGUCACUGUUCCUUCAGGGUCUUAUGGCCAAGCUUUUGCUUUGGAGUUCAUCAUUAGUUUCAACCUCAUGUUUGUUGUCACAGCCGUGGCCACUGACACAAGAGCUGUGGGAGAGUUGGCGGGAAUCGCGGUAGGAGCAACUGUCAUGCUCAACAUACUCAUAGCCGGGCCAACAACAGGAGCUUCAAUGAAUCCAGUGAGAACACUAGGGCCAGCCGUUGCUGCAAACAACUAUAAAGCAAUAUGGGUGUACCUCACUGCUCCCAUCCUCGGGGCACUGUGUGGGGCAGGAAUCUACUCUGCUGUCAAGCUGCCAGAAGAAGAUGGUGGCAUCCAUGAAAAGCCUUCAACAACAAGGAGCUUCAGAAGGUGACCGACCGACCAACACCAUCAUCACACCUACAUUAAUAACAUCGAAACUCCAUCAGAUUAUAAUGAAGCUGGAUCAAAAUGAGCAUGACAACGUACAAGAUGGGAGACAGUUUCACAACGAGUCUUGUGGCCUUUGGGUACAUAUAUAUUAUACUAAUAAGACAAAGUAACACUAUUUAGUAAACUAUUAUACGAUAGUCAUACAACUUGAUGGUAUGAUAGUAAAAAUCAACUUCGAAUUAGAUAAAGUAACGCUAUUUAGUAAACUAUUAUACGACUUUCAUCUUCAAGUACAUAUUGAUACUGGGUAAUGGAGAUAUAGUAGUCUAAACAAGCAGAAAACGAAAUUUGAGGGUUUUAAAGCAUUAUCAUUCAGCUCUCUCUUUUCUCUCUACUGUAUUUGUAUCU
Molecule: messenger RNA, 1421 nt
Organism: Corylus avellana
Lineage: Eukaryota; Viridiplantae; Streptophyta; Magnoliopsida; Fagales; Betulaceae
Gene: NIP6;1
Product: NOD26-like intrinsic protein 6;1
Biological process (GO): transmembrane transport
Cellular component (GO): membrane
Molecular function (GO): channel activity
Source: RefSeq, a predicted model, not a curated record